Molecule: messenger RNA, 1371 nt
Organism: Aspergillus clavatus NRRL 1
Lineage: Eukaryota; Fungi; Ascomycota; Eurotiomycetes; Eurotiales; Aspergillaceae
Product: glycosyltransferase family 69 protein
Exons: 2
Coding region: 1-1371 (456 amino acids)
Source: RefSeq, a predicted model, not a curated record
AUGUUUCAAAAACGCGGCCCCUAUCGUAGCAGGGGAUGCUAUGGCUAUGGCGGGCUCUUCCGCCGAUUCUCUCUCCGCCGCCGUCUAUUAGUGGGUGCCCUGAUAUGCAGCGUGCUCUGGACGGUCUUCGAGGCGCUCUAUGUCUACCAUCGCGUGGCGGUGGUCGACAGCACCCAGCAUCAGCUGGCGCGGUACAAUGACGGGACGGGACAGGCGUCGGCCGAGCGCAUCUUCAUCGCAAGCACGCACUGGAACAACGAAGCCAUCUUGCGCAGCCACUGGAACGACGCCGUGGUCCAGCUGGCGACGAGCCUCGGUCCGGACCGGGUCUUCGUGAGCGUGUACGAGAGCGGCAGCUGGGAUGAUAGUAAGGGGGCGCUUCGGGCCCUUGAUGCGCAGCUUGAUCGCCUCGGUGUGCGGCGCAAUAUCACGCUCUCCGAGAUAACGCAUCAGGAUGAGAUCUCUGUGGCACCGGCGUUGAGAGGGGCCGGGUGGAUCGACACGUCCCGGGGUCAGAGGGAGCUGCGCCGGAUUCCAUAUCUGGCUCGCCCGCGCAAUCUCUCGCUGCGGCCGCUGGAGGAUCUCGCGCGCCAGGGCAUCGUGUUUGACAAGGUGCUUUUUCUGAAUGAUGUGGUGUUCACGGUCAAUGAUGUGCUCACCCUUCUCAACACCAACGGUGGGAACUAUGCCGCAGCAUGCUCGUUGGACUUCUCCCAAGCCCCGCUCUAUAUGACACCUUUGCGCUCCGCGAUGCCAACGGCGACGAACAUCUCACGCAGACAUGGCCAUAUUUCCGCGCGACGGCUUCACGGGACCCGCUUCUCGUCAUGGCUCCUGUACCGGUGCGAAGUUGCUGGAACGGCAUGGGUGAGUUCCUUUUCCCCAGUUCACUCUGUUUUACUGAUCACAAGUUUCCCCUCGGUUUCCCCCGCGACAGUGGCCAUGCCGGUAGAACCUUUCCUGUCCACCCCUGCUCUGCGGUUCCGCGGGAUCCCUGACUCCCUAGCCCAACUCCACCUCGAGGCUUCAGAAUGCUGUCUGAUCCACGCCGACAAUCCCCUUUCCCGGACGCACGGGGUGUACCUGAAUCCUCAAGUCCGGGUUGGUUACAACGACCUGGCGUAUGCGGCCGUCCACCCGUCCACGACAUGGCUCACGCAGCAGCCGCAGCCGCAGCCAGUUGCUCUGGCGCUCUGGGGGAACAGACUACGGCGCUGGUUCACUGGGUGGUUAGUGAGAAUCAAGAAGUCGCGCAUCCAGCGGAAGGUGGCUGAGUGGGGACGGAAUCAUGAUGGCAUCCGAGAGCCAGGGACGUUUUGCUUGAUUGAUGAGAUGCAGGUUGUUGUUGCCCAUGGCUGGGCGCAUGUGUGA